AUGGCGUCUCAGGCAGGCCCAUGGGCUGCCGGCACUGAUGGCAGCAACUUUCAGCACCGGGAGUGCGUCGCCAUGCACUACCAGAUGAGUGUGACCCUCAAGUAUGAAAUCAAGAAGCUGAUCUACGUGCAUCUGGUCCUAUGGCUGCUGCUGGUUGCCAAGAUAAGUGUGGGACACCUGAGGGUCUUGUCACAUGAUCAGGUGGCCAUGCCCUAUCAGUGGGAGUACCCAUAUUUGCUGAGCAUUGUGCCCUCCCUCUUGGGUCUCCUCUCCUUCCCCCGCAACAACAUUAGCUACCUGGUGCUCUCCAUGAUCAGCAUGGGGCUCUUUUCCAUCGCCCCCCUCAUUUACAGCAGCAUGGAGAUAUUCCCUGCUGCACAGCAGCUCUAUCGCCAUGGCAAGGCCUACCGCUUCCUCUUUGGGUUUUCUGCCAUCUCCGUCAUGUACCUGGUGUUGGUGCUGGAAGUUCAAGUGCAUGCCUGGCAGUUACACUACAGCAAGAAGCUCCUAGACUCUUGGUUCACCAGCACACAGGAGAAGAAGCGUAAAUGAA
This is a messenger RNA of Myotis myotis, 553 nucleotides long. Its product is annotated as protein jagunal homolog 1-like. Gene Ontology annotation, biological process: endoplasmic reticulum organization; vesicle-mediated transport; granulocyte colony-stimulating factor signaling pathway. Lineage: Eukaryota; Metazoa; Chordata; Mammalia; Chiroptera; Vespertilionidae. The record is from RefSeq and is a predicted model, not a curated record. Gene Ontology annotation, cellular component: endoplasmic reticulum membrane. The transcript has a single exon. The coding region runs from base 1 to 552 and encodes 183 amino acids.